AUGAGCGUCCGCAACGCUUUCCUUUACGCCUUUCAACUUGCGAUCAUAGCGCUUCUUUGUCGAUGUCGCGAGUCCGAGUUGGAGGAUGGCUGUGAAGUUCAAUAGUUCAUGUACGAUUGCAAGAAUAUCGCAGCGAACUAGUCCGUUUUACCUAACCUAGGAGGCAUCCAGCCGGGUGACACAGUGCACAAAUUGUUUUAAUUUAUCUGUCAAAACUUUGUUUCACAGAAUAAAGCCUGCGAACAAAAAUGAAACCAAAAAGAGAGGACCAAAAUAAAAAGAAAAACUAAAAUCUAACAAUGUGCGGAAAGUUAUUUCAGAUCAACAUGACAGCAAUUAGGGUCUAGCUCCAAUUAUGGGACGCGGUUGUUGCUCUAUUCGAAAAGGGAGUCACUUCAAAACACGAAGAAACGAAUAUUUUUCCAAUGGGAAGGGAAGAGUCAGCAAAACUUUUAAGACAAUUUGUUUUCGUUUUUGGAAAAUCAGUUGCUCGAGCGCUCCACUGAUUGAAAAAUGAUAAGCAAAAAGACUAAAGUAGAAAGAAAAAAUCCGUAGAAGAAAAGCAGUGUUUCGGAUCGUUUGGAAAUCUUCACAAUUUUCAUCGAAUAAAAAAAAGCUCUCCGUUUAUUCAGGUUUGAAUGAAAACUUUCUAGAUGCCCGUCGCCCUCCUACGAAAUUUCAAAACUCCUCGCACGUGAUGUUGACCGGCGGCACCGUCUAAAGCGCGCGGGUUACUGUAUGAAAUAAUGUUCAUCCACUGUGUAUUGCACGGCACACAAUGUGUUUUACGCGUAUAAUAUUUUUUUUUUUUCAAUAUUGGUUUUCCAUUAAUCCAAUUUUUUCUUAAUUUUCCAGCUCUCUCACUUCUUAUUUUAAUUUUUCUCAUUUUAUUCAACUAAUCAGUGUUUUUGGGUAAAGAUUUUCGCAGUUUUUUUGCGAGUUUUUUUAUUUUAAACUUUUUUUUAAUGUUGAAGGUUAUUUUUGUUGGUCGACUUUUCGAUGCUUUUUUUGGAAAAAAAGAAUAUUCCACGCAUGUUAAAGACAGUGCUACGGUUCCCGGCGGCUGGUCAAUAUUGCGCCGUCAGUUUCGGAAGCAGGACAUUUUUUUAUUCAUUUAUUUUUUUUGCAAUUUGUUAGGGACCUAUUUUUCGAGGUUACUCAGUAAGUUACGUGACAAAAAGUGUACAAGCUUUCAUUUUAUUACCGAAAAACCUAUCUAAACUGUCUUUCUAUAUCUUCCUAUGUCCUGUUCCACUUAACAAUAGUUUCAUAAAAAAACAAAAGUACACUUUCUAACUGAAGUUUGUGAAAAAUAAUUCAAAAUUUCCAUUUAGAAUUUUUUUUUGCCAUGCUAAAAAAUGGAUAAACUUCUUCUUCUUCUUCCCUACGCCGUGGUACCGCUUGAACGGUGUCGGCGCCCCAAGUCGAUUAGCCGAGAUCCUAUCCUGAUAUCAGUAAUAAUCAAUUGACUGACUCUAGUCACAUAUCUGUCCUUGUGUGUGUGUGACGGCUGGGGAUUUUUGAAGUCGUGAUUUCUCACGAAAACUGGAUAAAACAGAAUUCAAAGAAAAAUUUUUUUUAAUACAAUAGAGCGCUUCUAAAAAAAAUUGCGAAACUAUCUCAUUAUAAUGUAACUUUUUUCGUCCCACUCGGGUAAAACGGGAAAGCUCCUCGAAAGCUUUUUUCAAUCUUUCCGACUCUUCAACAGGUUUGGGCUUGUUUUCCGCCAUUUGGUUUCAGUCUGAUUUGGAAAAAAGGCAUUUUUCACUCUUGUAUCUUUUUCGAAUUUUCAAAAAUUAUUAAAAUAAUGCUGCAAAUCAACUGCGAAGAUUAUAGGCGGUUCAAAAAAGGUUCUAUGACACGCCUGUUUAAGGUGGCCGGUCGUAUUACGGUAGUUUGGAUAGCUUUUUCUGUAACAAAACGAAAACUUGUGCACUUUUUAGGACGUAACGUACCUUGUAACCUCUAGAAAUAGCUCCUUAACAAAUUGCAAAAAAGAUAGAAAAUUAAAAAAAAUUUCCUGGCUCCGAAACUGGCGGCGCAAUAUUGACCGGCCACCGGCCGCCGUAGUACUGUCUCAAACAUGCGUGAUGAGGCUAUGAAAACGUGCUCAAAGUCCUUCUCCUAUCAUUUAAAGAGCUUCUAGCGGAACCUCCUUUUGAGGAUCCUAAAAAGAAAUUUUCCGUUUUACCUUUGUACAGAAGCGUGAGAAACCUACGAAUGCAAAUUUGUAACAAAACUUUUUUGAAACUUACGUAUAGUGGAUUUUCGAAUCUUUUUUAGAAUUCUUGAAUCACCUGUGCACUGAAUUCCUAGGUCUAACAGAGAGGGCGCGAUCCCAUAGGAAAUCUCUUCAUGGUUCGACCGCCUUUUUUUCUUGCAUCGACGAAAAAUUGACAUUGCUAGGAAGAUUCUUUGAAACAAUUAAUUUGGAAACGGAUAGUUUGUUUAAAUUUCUCCUUUUUUCGAUUAUACCACUUUCUGACGCUUUUUACCGGUCAAUCGGCGUAUCUAUAAAAAUAAUUGACGGUGUGGACUCUCGAAUUCGAUCGGCUAAUAGUCAAUCAAUGAAUAGCAUACAGAGGCCAACUUUCUGGUAUUCCAAUACUAUUUUUGUGCAUUCCGAUACUAUCUCCAUCUGGAUUGGCGAGAAUUGGAGAAUCUUUGAAAGUAUGCUGCCGAAGUGCAUAUUUAUAGCUAUCUCAUCGCGUAUCUUGUUUAUUGACUGACGUUGUGGACACCCCGAUUGACCGCCGUCAAAACUUAUUCAUUCAAAAAUCUCUUUAAACAAGGAUCAUAAUAAAAGAAAAAAAAAACUCUUUCGUUCACGUAAUUUCAAAAUAAACUUGGAUAAGAAUUAAAAAACAUGUUUUCUGUAUAUAAAUAUUAAUAUAUACACCUUCUGGGGAACUGGAGUUGUACUUCAAAUCCUAAUUUUAAAUCCACAAAUCGUUUUGAAUGCCUUUUAGCUAGAAAUUUCAUCAAUCAAACUAGCUGAUCGUAAAAAUAUUGAGACGCGCAGUGUGAGAUUUCAUUUAUAAUUAAUGAGUGUUUUCGUGUAGAACUGGUCCAAUAAACGAUCGACGGAACAUUUGGUGGACCUCCUGCGGCCGCUGAAGCUGCGGUGUCUGCGUCUCGACUUCUCGUUGCCGAUGGCGCUUAUCGAUUUUGCUCGUUGCUCUCUCCUGCCGGUCCGCGAGAAACACACCCCAAUACGACUGAAUUUUAUUCUGAAAUUGCUUUCUCAACUACGAUUUCUCGGAAAACAGAUUAUUGAAACUUUCUUUUCUUCUCGUACUUCAAUUCAACCGGGACCUCUCUUUUCAAAUUAAUUUUAGUUUUUUCUUUCAAAAAUGUUAUUCACUUUGAUACCUCUGUCCAGUUAUUGAUUAUUCUGGUUUUUUUCCAAAUGAAUCUUAUCGGUUCUAAUGCUUCAAAUUCAGUGCGGUUUCUCUUUUUUUUUCUUUAACCCAGUGUUUUUUUUUAUAUUGUAGUUCAAAUUUCGCGGUUAGCACCAAAAAUGUUGAAAAGGGAGUAUUAGUUUCCUGAAGUAAACUCGAAAAACAUUUUUUUGAUUAUAGAUUUGCAGGAACUAGUACUGAGAAAGCAGCUAAAAGGACAUCAGACAACGUUUUUCUAUCGAUCGUAGAUAUCGACGUGGAUAUAAUCUAAAAUGGUAAAUUUAGUUUCCGUUCAAAAAAAAAAUUUUGUUGUCAUGAGCAGGUUUAGUAAAUGAAAGAAUGAUCGUUUUUGAUUUAGGGUAACGAAAGCUCUCUUCCCAUGGAAAUGUGCAGCAAUUGUCAGUUUCAAAAUGAGUUUUUUUAAUUUUUAAAUUUGCAGUCGAUGCUUACGAGCUUCGGAGAUUGGCUCGCCGUUUCAAAAAAACUCGAUAUUGACGGCUCCGGCUCACUUUCUGUCGAGGUUGUUUUUCAUAGUCAUAUCAAUUUUUUUCUAAAAAAAGUUAAAAAUUUUUUUAAAUCAUCUCCAAUGAAUAUCUGAACUUUAUGAAGAAACGGUUUGCUGCGUUAAUAUUAAAUCAAAUGACUUCUGAAUCUUCAUUUGCAGGAGUUCAUGUCGCUGCCGGAGCUACAACAGAACCCCCUGGUCCAAAGAGUCAUCGAUAUUUUUGACGAAGAUGGAAACGGAGAAGUCGAUUUCCGCGGUUUUUAUUUCGUUUUUUGAACUAUUUAAAAAAAUAAAUUUAGAGUUCAUCCAAGGAAUUUCACAGUUCAGUGUUAAAGGCGACAAAAACAUCAAGCUAAGAUGUAGUUUUUAAAAUUUUUCUCCUAAUUCAAUUGUUUUCUUUUCAGUUGCUUUUCGUAUAUACGACAUGGACAGAGACGGUUUCAUUUCAAACGGGGAGCUUUUUCAGGUUACUUUUGAAUUUUCACUCACCAUAUCUUAUUUUUUCAUUCUAGGUGCUCAAAAUGAUGGUCGGGAACAACUUGAAAGAUUCGCAGCUUCAGCAAAUCGUUGACAAGACAAUUUUGUUCCACGACAAAGACGGUGAUGGGAAAAUCUCUUUCCAGGAGUUUUGCGACGUCAGUUUUUUUCGUUUGUGAUUUGGGCUUUCUAAUGGUGAUUUAACGAAUGCAGAGAAAUACCAGUACGCAUGAAAAAUCAGAAAAAACGAACUUUCUCAUUGAUUUAAUUCAAUUUAUAACUCUUAGAAAAGUAUCGAUCGGUGAAUUUAUCACGAAUUCAGUUUCUUGCAGUUGAAUGAACUAACAAACUGACAUCGAUUUCUUCUCACCUCGUAGUCCAUUAGAGGAAUCGAAAUCGAUUUGAGAGCUUCCUGAGCUCCUCAUCUUCUUGCGGAUUUCAGUUGCCCCGUGUUACUCUUUGCUUUCCACGCUAAACGCACUGAUCCUUCUCAUCUUCUUUUCGGAUUUUCCUUCUCUCUUUUAAUCUUCUGCUCGCCUCCACAUUUUCUUAAUGGCUUCUCUGCCGUCCAUGUAUCUGCUUUCCGAAAACCACAAAAUUUUUUUCAAUAAGAGUCUUGGAAACAGUUGAGCUUUUGGAGUUCCACUCAAUACUUUUUUUGAGAUUUUUUCGAUCUUGAUUCGUCAUACAAAAAAAGUACGAAAAAUUGAUAAUUCAAAAAAUUGAAAGAAUUGAAAAUGUAAUACAAUGAGGUUAUUUGGAGAAAGUUCAGGUUGUGGAACAUACGGAAGUUCACAAGAAGAUGGUGCUCGAGAACAUCUGA
Caenorhabditis auriculariae is the source of this 5206-nucleotide messenger RNA. Lineage: Eukaryota; Metazoa; Nematoda; Chromadorea; Rhabditida; Rhabditidae. The record is from the annotation of a GenBank genome assembly.